AUGGAGGGUGCAAUCAUUGCAAGGACCAGCUUUGAUUCAAAAACAGUAGCAUUUCCAAUUUACAGUCACACUACAUAUAAGGAUAUAUGUGAGGAAAUAUGUUCUAGAUUUGGUGGUGGAGAUGCUGAAUUGUCAUAUGCAUUUGAAGGUUACUCAGCAUGCUUGCUGCAAACAGACAUGGAUGUCCAAAUGAUGUAUCUAUCACUUUCAAGUGCAAACAUAUCAUCUGUGGAUAUAAAUGUUAACUUGUCUAUGGUAUCUCAUGGGGAAAAUUGUGGUAACAUUGCUCACAAGUCUCCAUAUUUAAGCCUUGAACCAGACACCCCUGAUGAUGUUAACCACCAUUUUGGGAAGUUUGCCACACCAACGGGAAAGAAGUAUUUGUCUAGUGAUUGGAAGAACUAUAUUAUGUGUGUUGGGCAAAAAUUUGAGGGUGGUGUCAAUGACUUUAGAGAAAAGCUAGCCAAGUAUGCAAUUGAAAAGGGUUUUCGUUAUAAAUGCGUGAAAAAUGAACCAUCACGUGUCACUGCUGUUUGUCAUAAGAGGAAUAGUGAAGGAUGCUUGUGGAAUGUUCAUGCGACUCUCAAUCGUACAAAUGAUUUUUUUUACAUUCGACAAUUGAACAAUGAGCACACGUGCAAUGGUCACAUCCGUGAUAGUAGUAGCCCUUUAAUGGGAUCAAAAAUUGUGUCAUCAGUUUUGGCGAAUCAGGUUCGAAGUAGUCCCCUCUUAAGACCAGUCGACAUUGUUAGGGAUUUCAAGAUGAAUUAUGGGCUGGAGAUUUCAUACUACAAUGCGUGGAAAGGUAAAGAGAUGGCGAAAAAGGGUGUCCACGGUGAUGAGGCACUGUCAUAUAAACAUAUGGAGUGGUAUGUUAAUGAGUUGGUUAAGACAAAUCCCGGAUCUUAUGCUAACCUAGAAUGUGAUGCAGACCACCGUUUUGUACGAAUGUUCAUCUCAUUUCAAGGGUGCAUCGAGGGGUUCAUCAACUCUAGUAAAUUCCAUUUCAAGAAUUUUGGCUUCAGUUCAUCCCGUCCUUUAAUUGGUUCAAUGAACCGGGUACGUUCACAAAACCAAAACUACAAGGAAAUCAAUAAAGACAAUAAACCAAAACAGCAUUGGAAUCCACUAAACCAUAUUUGCAACAAUAUAAUUGAUCAAGAUCAGACAAAAAAUUAA
Molecule: messenger RNA, 1179 nt
Organism: Rosa chinensis
Lineage: Eukaryota; Viridiplantae; Streptophyta; Magnoliopsida; Rosales; Rosaceae
Exons: 1
Coding region: 1-1179 (392 amino acids)
Source: RefSeq, a predicted model, not a curated record